GCCAACCAAAAACCCGAAAUUAACCAAAGACUCAGUGAAAGUGAAAAUGAAUCUGCUGAUGGACAGCAUGCCGUCGCACGCGAAUCCUGGCCAGCGUCGCUCCACGCCGCCACAGCAUGCCGAGCUAAGGAUAUCCACAUCCUCGCCGAAGCAGCAGCAGCCUCCAGCUCAGCAGACCUCCAAUAACAACAACAACAAUAAUGAGACUCCCACAUCGCCUUCGGCAGGUGGAAAGACCACCUUGAAGCGCGCCUUUGAUGUGGCCUUUCUCAUGAUGCCCGACGAACGGAUCAAACAGAAGCAGGCGGAGAAGCAGGCCCGCCUCCAGGAGGCACUGCUGCAGCAUCACCACCCCCAACAGCAGCAGCAGCACCACCACCAGCAGCAGCAACAGCACCAACAGCAGAUGAACCACUACCCCACGGAUUUGUCUCCGCGAGGAGCAUCCUCGCAGCCACCCUCGCCAGCGGCCUUGGAGUACAUCAGCCUCCUGGAGGCCCGCCAGCGGUAUCCACAGAUCAGCAUCCGCUCGCCGCGGGUCUAUGACGAUCCCAGUGUGAUCAUACCCCUGGUGGACUCCCCGGAGGCACCGGCAUCUGCAUCACCACCACCGCCCAUGCGGAGUGCGUUUACCAAGGUGGCCUCCUCGUCGCUGUCCACUGCCUCUUCGUCGCCCUCGACCACAUCGCGCCUGGAGUCGCCAGUGGAUGUGGGUGCUCCACCCUUAAGUCCGGAUCAGUUGAGCUGCCACUCCAUGAGUCCACCGCUAGUAACACCGCCGCCGAGGACCAACAGUGGUGGCCAGAAUCCGCAGAAUCCCCUGCCAGCCAAUCCCAUUGUGUACCACAACUUCCGGCCGGAGUAUCAGUUCAAUGGAGCCUUCCAGGCGGUGAAUCCCAUGCAGGCACUGCAGGCGCAGCAGCGGCUCAAGCAGCAGUUGCUCUACACACGUCCCCCUGGACCGGGAGGGAAUCCCAAUGGUGGUGGGCCGCUUCCGGGGAAUCCUUCGUCGCCGCCAGCGGGUCCGCCGCCGGAGUUUCUGCAUGCCGCCUAUCCGGGAUUUGCGCCACCUCCGCAUCCCUUUGCCGUGGCUCAGCCGCUGCAGAAUCCCGCCGCGGCGGCCAUACUCUCCACGCUGAUUCCACCCACCCUGGCGUCCACCUUCACGUUGACGGCCCAGAAUGUGUGCGCCAAGUGCAACAUUAGCUUCCGGAUGACCAGCGACCUGGUCUACCACAUGCGAUCCCAUCACAAGAGCGAGGUGGCCUGCGAUCCAAAUCGUCGCAAGCGCGAAGAGAAGCUGCGUUGUCCCGUCUGCCAGGAGACGUUCCGCGAGCGCCACCAUCUCACCCGGCACAUGACCGCCCACCAGGACAAGGCAAGCGAUCACCAGCCGCAGCUGGAGGAUGCUUCCUCUUCGGCCGCCGCUGCUGUCGGCGAUAAUGAGAUCAUUAACGUGGUGGGUGGAACACCGCCAGGCCGUCGAAUGGGAGGCAUGCCCAAAUGAUCGAAGCACUUCUUCGGAUACUUUUAAGAGAUCUCCCACUCCCCCAGAGACCCACCCCGCAUCACCACAGCACUUCGUUGGUCUAGUCCGUAAUGCCCAUUUUCGAUUGUGAUAUUAAUUUUAGUUUCCCCCAAACUCCGCUCUCAUUUCCCUUAGCCUUAAAAGUAGUGCAAUUCGUAUCGUAAAUAUAUAACUGGAACUCCUCCACUUUUCUCCCUCAAUUCUCAGUAUUUUCCAUGGACCCCAAGGGGUCUCCAGUUUGCUCAUUGUAAUAUAUUAUAUAUGGCUAAGUUACAGAUCCCCUAAUAUUAGCAUGCAAUGUGUGGCUG
Drosophila kikkawai is the source of this 1836-nucleotide messenger RNA. RefSeq names its product actin-binding protein WASF2. Lineage: Eukaryota; Metazoa; Arthropoda; Insecta; Diptera; Drosophilidae. The record is from RefSeq and is a predicted model, not a curated record. Gene Ontology annotation, biological process: regulation of DNA-templated transcription. Gene Ontology annotation, cellular component: nucleus.